Molecule: messenger RNA, 93 nt
Organism: Chondrus crispus (carragheen)
Lineage: Eukaryota; Rhodophyta; Florideophyceae; Gigartinales; Gigartinaceae
Source: the annotation of a RefSeq genome assembly
AUGAUUAGUGAUAGUCAAAUUUUUGUUGCUUUGUUAUUUGCUCUGGUUUCAGCAGUUUUAGCAAUCCGUUUAGGUAUGGACUUGUAUCAGUAA